AUGAUUCUGGCCCGUGGUACAUCCGGGAGAAAGGCGCCCAUGACAACGGGAUCUGAAGUUGUCGACCAAAGGGAAGAUGUGCUGCUCGUCUCAUCAGAUGGACCCAAAGUCCAUAACCAAAAGAUGUCAUCAUAUUCGGUUUUGCCAGGGCUACUGUUUGCUGCCCUUUUCCUGGUACUUUUGAGCUUCACGUGUCUUUCUUCGACAACCGUGACGAAAAACCAACACCCAGAGCUCUUUUGGUUCCAGCUCGCAAACGCACAGCCUUGGAAGCGGCAAACUUGCACCCAGAGAAUAUCAAAGGAAAGCUAUUCGUCAUUACGGGAGCAUAUGGAGGUAUUGGAACGGAAACAACCAAGGCCAUUCUCGGAGCUGGCGGAAGAGUUGUCAUUGGGGGCAGAUCUUCUGACAAGGUCCAGGAGUUUGUAA
Messenger RNA from Seminavis robusta, 429 nucleotides. NCBI's taxonomy places the organism in Eukaryota, Bacillariophyta, Bacillariophyceae, Naviculales, Naviculaceae. The record is from the annotation of a GenBank genome assembly.